CGUCCGACAGUCUGUGAAGGCAGCAUCAGCUCAGACAGGCAGAAGUGACUCCGCGGCGGAGACUCUCAGAAACAUCCGCAGAAGACCCCAGAAACCGGCUGAUAACGGGCAGGAUUGAACUCUAAACUCACUCUGGAACAUCUGAAGUCUUCCCCCGAGUGACACUGGAAGGAUUUAGUGCCAGGAAUAAGCGUGUAGAGGCGGGGGAAGAGGAGGGAGAGGAGUCGCUGCUUCGGACCGGAGCCGGUGCCACGGUCCUGCGCUCUGCUCAGCCCGGCGGCCAUGUUCAGCGCCAGAAAGACCUGGGACCUCGGCCACGCCCCCUGCCUGGAGCUCUGGAAGAAAGAUAUCUCAUUGGACGCGAGCUCUCUGGACUUCCUGAUGAGUGAUGGUGAAGACGACGCCUCCUUCCUGUCUCUGCCCAGCCUCUCUCACCGCCCCUCUCUGAGCGCAGAGCUGAGCGAAACAAGCGCCCCCAGCCAGCAGCUGCUCAUACAGACUCUACAGGACAAAGUGUGUGAGUUUCAGGCUCGUCUUCGCUCUGAGGAAGUGUCUCGUCACCUCCUGCUCCAGCAGCUGCAGCAGCAGAGCGGUCAGGAGAAGACGAGCAUUCGAGAGCCGCCGGAGGAGCGGCCGCAACCGCCGCAACCGCCGCAACCCCUGCCCAACGGUGUGAGGGUGUUGCCGCCUGGUGAAAAACCGUCAGAUUGUUCCAGAAGUCCAGAAGAAGAGCAGCUCGUUACGCGGCUGCAAAGAAAGGUUCGUCUGCCGGUCGGAUCGAACUCUGACUCUCCUCCAGUGAGAGAGAAUAUGUCCUAUAGCCACAGAGGAACUAAGGCUCUUCAAGUGGAGGUGGAGGAGCUGGAGGAGAAGCUGGUGGAUCAGACGCAGGAGGUGGAGAGACUUCGCUCUGAGCUGGGGGCGACGGACCUGGAGAAGCAGCUGGAGCUGCUGGUGGUCGAGAACCAGCGUCUGAAGCAGGAGCUCAACGCCUGCAGGAGCCCCCACUGCACCCACAGCCAGGAUGCGGAGUCUCUGCGCAGGGAGGUGUCCCGCUAGAGCCAGGCCCGGCAGAGGGAGCGCCGGCUGGCCGAGCUGGAGAGGGAGCUGCUGGAGAAAAGCUCCAGAGUGGAGAGCCUCCACCGGCAGCUGGAGGAAUCGACCCGGCUGCAGGAGGAGGCCGGUACGAGGCAGCAGGAGGCCGAGCAGAAGGUCUGCGUCCGGCUGCAGGAGUGUGAGGAGGAGCUCUCCAGACAGGCAGCCUCGCCCCCCAGGGUCCAGGUGGUGACGCAGACGGUGGAGGUUGAGUCUCCAGAGUCUCAGCGGGCGCUGCUGGAGCUGCAGAAGAAGAGCUUCGGGCUGCAGGAGCAGCUCGGCCUGCAGAGAGCGCUGCUGAGGGAGCUGGAGACACAGCUGCACCAAUCACAGAGGACCUGCGCCCAGCUGCGCACACAGAUCAUGGUGUACGAGGGGGAGAUGGAGCGAGCUCAGGGUCAGCUGGAGGUGGAGAUGCAGAAUCUGGAGGAGGAGAAGAACCGGGUCAUCGAGGAGGCGUUCGUCCGGGCGGAGAGCGAGAUGAAGGCGGUGCACGAGAACCUGGCCGGGGUCCGGAUGAACCUGCUGAGUCUGCAUCCGGCCCUGAGGACCCUCACCUCGGACUACAACUGUCUGAAGAGGCAGGUGCAGGAGUUCCCCUUCAUGCUGGAGAAGGCCAUCAGCGAGGCCAAGCAGGAGAUCUGUCAGGUGAUCAGCGAUGUGAGCAGAACCAACGAGGAGCUGCUGCGGAAAUACAAGCGAGAAAUGAACCUGAGGAAGAAGUGCCACAACGAGCUCGUGCGCCUCAAAGGCAACAUCCGCGUGUUCUGCCGCGUGCGUCCGGUCAGCCAGGAGGAGCAGGACUCGGCCGACUCGAAGACGAUGCUGAGCUUCGACUCCGAGGAUGACGCCGUGCUCUACCUCUGCAACAAGGGCAAGACCAUGACCUUCGACCUGGACAAGGUGUUCGCCCCGCGCGCCACGCAGGAGGAGGUGUUCCAGGAGGUCCAAUCUCUGGUCACUUCCUGCAUCGACGGCUUCAACGUCUGCAUCUUCGCCUACGGGCAGACGGGCUCGGGGAAGACGUUCACCAUGGAGGGAGCGUUGGAUAACCCGGGCAUCAACCAGCGCGCUCUCCGCCUGCUGUUCUCCGAGGUGACGGACAAACUGGACUGGGACUACAAGAUCUCCGUCAGCAUGGUGGAGAUCUACAACGAGAUGCUGCGGAACCUUCUGGGGCAAAACCCCUCCGAUAAGUUGGACAUUAAGUUGAACCCUGACGGCAGCGGACAGCUUUAUGUCCCCGGCCUCACCGAGUUCACCGUCCAGAGCCCGGAGGACAUCAACCGGGUGUUUGAGCUGGGUCACAUGAACAGAGCGACGGCCUGCACUAACCUGAACGAGCACAGCUCUCGUUCCCACGCUCUGCUCAUCAUCACCGUGACAGGAUUCAACGUCGCUACUGGGAACCGCACUCAAGGAAAGCUGAACCUGGUGGACCUGGCGGGCUCGGAGCGGAUCGGGAAGUCAGGCGCUGAAGGCAGCCGCCUGCGAGAGGCGCAGUGCAUCAACAAGUCACUGUCGGCGCUCGGUGACGUCAUCAACGCUCUGCGGGGGAAACACUCCCACGUCCCCUUCAGGAACUCCCGCCUCACCUACCUGCUGCAGGACUCUCUGAACGGGGACAGCAAGACCCUGAUGAUGGUGCAGGUGUCUCCGCUGCCCGGGAACGCGAGCGAGUCUGUCUGCUCGCUGAAGUUUGCUCAGCGCGUCCGCAGCGUGGAGUUCAGCGCCUCGUCUUCUUCCUCCAGGAAACACGAGAACUCGUCCACCUCUUCCUCGCCAACGCACGACAGCGCCGAGCUGGACUCCCCCCCGGUGACCCCCGUCCCUCUCCCCAUCUCUCGGGCGAGCAGCGCUGGGUCCUCCCUCUCUUUCUCCUCCAGCUCCAGAACGCCCAGCUCCAGGAGGAGGUCCCAGUCCCAGCUGUCUGCAGACAGGCAGGUAGACAGAGCCAGCCCAUUGGUGGGGGACGGUGGGCAGGACGACUGAAGAUGACGGCGUGAGGAACCCGGCGGCGGUGCUUGUUGACGCUCGGUUCUCCGUGAUUUCCCCCCUUCAGCCACGGGAGGAAGGAGCAAAGACUGCUGGGAAGUUUACGGAUUAACCUCAACAUGGCCGACAGUCUUCGUGUCUUCUUGCCGCGUUGAUGAACUUCUCAAAGCUCCCGCGCUCCUCCCGUCUGGACUGAUUCUCUGAUAUUCCCCGACAGUAUACGCUUUCCAAUCACAGUAUUUCUUUUAUCGUUUCGUUGUAAAGUUGCACUUUAAACUUUGAGAUUAUUUUCUAGCCCACAGUUCCAGAUGUGGUUUAUAAUAUAUGCAUAAUAUGGUUAUUUAUGUUUUGACUCGCUUUAAUCUUGUUUUAUUUAGGGAUUUUUUAACCCCUCUUUGAUUGCAGAUGCGGAGCCCGUGAAAAGAGGUUAAUUUAAACAUUUUGAGAUGAAAACUCUGACUUGUAUCUGAGAUUUCUUUUAUCUCAGGAUAUAUAAAUGAACCUUGUUUCAACACGUAUUAAUCGUCUUCUGUUUUCUAACGAAGGCUGUCUUUGGGUCCUUUAUCCAAUCAGGAUGCUCCACUCGUUUUUAUUUUUCAUGCUAACGAGACUUCCUAAAGCUUGCCGAACAAAAAGUAAAAUCUUGACUUUGUUUCUCGUUACGCUCCUGCUGCCGUCACCUCUGUUAGAAACCAACUGUAGGAACCCCAGGUGACCUUUGACCUUUGGACAGGUGUGCAGCUGGUAGUUAGCCGUAGUGAACAGGAAAUGCUUGAAGGCGCUGAACUGCUUCUGUGUCGUUGUUCUGAUGGACAUGUCUGCUUGCUUUGUCUCUACAUCUCCACACUGUUGUUUUUGUAUUCCCUUUUUAAAUAAACGAACAUCCAAAACAAA
Messenger RNA from Gymnodraco acuticeps, 3984 nucleotides. RefSeq names its product kinesin family member C3 (gene kifc3). The record is from RefSeq and is a predicted model, not a curated record. NCBI's taxonomy places the organism in Eukaryota, Metazoa, Chordata, Actinopteri, Perciformes, Bathydraconidae. Gene Ontology annotation, biological process: microtubule-based movement. Gene Ontology annotation, molecular function: microtubule motor activity; microtubule binding; ATP binding.